Messenger RNA from Salvia miltiorrhiza (redroot sage), 1304 nucleotides. RefSeq names its product 60S acidic ribosomal protein P0-like. Gene Ontology annotation, molecular function: large ribosomal subunit rRNA binding; structural constituent of ribosome. Lineage: Eukaryota; Viridiplantae; Streptophyta; Magnoliopsida; Lamiales; Lamiaceae. The coding region runs from base 120 to 1094 and encodes 324 amino acids. The transcript has 5 exons. Gene Ontology annotation, cellular component: cytosolic large ribosomal subunit. The record is from RefSeq and is a predicted model, not a curated record. Gene Ontology annotation, biological process: ribosomal large subunit assembly; cytoplasmic translation; ribosome biogenesis.
AUUUACCGUACUUCAUUUGACCUAUAUAACGCCUCUGAGGUAAAUUAUAGGGUUUUUCACUUUUACCUCUCCUCCUCCGCGCAACCACCGUCGACAAGUUGAACUCACGGCAGCUCGCGAUGGCUCCGAAACUAUCCAAGGCUGACAAAAAGGUCAACUACGACAAGAAAAUGUGCAGUUUGUUGGACGAGUACGCGCAGGUGCUGGUGGUGGCCGCCGAUAACGUCGGAUCGAAGCAGCUCCAGAACAUUCGGAAGGGUCUGCGAGGCGAUUCCGUCGUUCUGAUGGGUAAGAACACCAUGAUGAAGCGAACCGUCAGAAUUCACUCCGAGAAUACCGGCAACACCGCGAUUCUCAGCCUCGUGCCUCUGCUUGUUGGUAAUGUCGGAUUGAUCUUCACCAAGGGCGAUUUAAAGGAAGUCAGUGAGGAGGUUGCAAAGUACAAGGUCGGAGCACCUGCUCGAGUCGGCUUGGUAGCUCCAAUCGACGUCGUCGUCCCGCCUGGAAACACCGGUCUUGAUCCAUCACAGACUUCCUUCUUCCAGGUUCUCAACAUUCCCACAAAAAUUAACAAGGGCACGGUCGAAAUCAUCACCCCUGUGGAGCUCAUCCACAAGGGUGAGAAAGUGGGAUCCUCUGAAGCCGCAUUGCUCUCCAAGCUUGGCAUUAGGCCGUUCUCGUACGGCCUCGUCGUGCUCUCCGUCUACGACAACGGAUCCGUCUUCAGCCCCGACGUGCUCAACUUGACAGAGGACGACCUCGCCGAGAGGUUUGCGCAGGGCGUCUCCAUCGUCACUUCCCUGUCGCUGGCCAUCGCGUACCCGACCAUCGCUGCUGCCCCGCACAUGUUCGUCAAUGCGUACAAGAACGCGCUGGCCGUCGCCGUGGAGACCGACUACUCGUUCCCUCAAGCUGACAAAGUGAAGGAGUAUCUUGCGGAUCCUAGCAAGUUUGCGGUUGCGGCUGCGGCUGCUCCGGCAGGAGGUGGCGCUUCUGGUGGUGCCCCUGCGGCCGCGUCGAAGGAGGAGGAGAAGAAGAAAGAGGAAGCGGACGAGGAGUCGGAUGAUGAUUUUGUUUGCAACCUUUUCGAUUAGGUAAUAUUAGUGAGUUCAGUGAAAGGCUACCUUUGGGCUAAAUAAUUUUGGCUUUAUGUUAUUUAGGAGUUAGUUUCCACUUCUUACCAAAUAUUUUAGAGGUAGUUAGUUUGUAGUGGAAUGUGAAUUGUUUUGGUUAGGCCAUUGAAGAAAGAGUCGUUUUCCCUCGCAAAAUAAAAAAAAAUAUAUAAAAAACAUGAUUAAUCUUAA